CCCUCGAAACAAAGUCUUCAAUCUACAGAAAAAUUCAGUCCUCGCGUCAGUAAUAAUUUGCCGGGUCAUUGUGAGAUUUGUUAAUAAACAUGGCAGGCGUAGCAGGGCCCAAGGAUGUUAAUUCGUUUUUAAGUCAAAAACAGAACACUCCUGACAAGGAAUUAGCAGCUGAAUGGGGCCAGCUGGAGGAGUUGUACAACAAAAAGCUUUGGCAUCAACUCACGUUGAAGUUGGAGACAUUUGUCAAGCAUCCCUCCCUCCAGAAGGGGGAUAAUCUCAUUCAGCUGUACAAAAACUUCCUCUCGACAUUCGAAAACAAGAUAAAUCCAUUGUCUCUAGUGGAAAUACUGGCUCAUGUGAUUGAGCAAUAUCCGGACAAGAGGGAGGCCAUCAAGUUCUUGGAGGCAACAGAGCCCAAGGUUGAGAAGAAUAAUGAGGCUGUUUCACUGUGUAAAGUACUCGAGGGCCAGAUACUCCUUGACAAACUCAAUGACCAGGAGAAGACGAAAAAAGUCAUUGAGGAUGUCGAGGCCAUGCUCGAUAAUGCUGAUGGGGUGACCACUGUUCAUGGGAGAUUCUACCUGUUGGCGAGUCGAUUGUACAGGCUUCAGGGGAAACAUGCUGAGUAUUAUCGCACAGCCUUGAGGUAUUUGGGCUGCAUCGACGUAGAAACCCUCACGAAACAAGAGAAAGAGCAGCACGCGUUCUUCCUGGGUCUCGCUGCCCUCCUGGGUGAAGGGGUCUAUAACAUUGGAGAACUGUUGGCACACCCUGUGCUCCAGUCCCUCAGGGGAACCCCCAAUGCCUGGCUCGUCGAUCUCCUCCAGGCGUUCAAUGCCGGGGAUAUAGCAGCUCUCGAGAGACUCAAGCCCCAGUGGUCUAAAGUUGCUGAUCUAGCCGCCCAGGAAUUGAAACUCAGACAGAAAAUUUCACUCCUCUGCCUCAUGGAGAUGACGUUCAAACGUCAAUCGAAUAACCGCCAACUGUCAUUCUCCGAGAUCUCCCAAGAGACUCGUCUCCCAGUCAACGAAGUAGAGCUCCUAGUAAUGAAGGCCCUAGCCCAGGGUCUCGUUCGUGGAGCCAUCGAUCAAGUAGCUGGAAUCGUCAAUAUGACUUGGGUGCAGCCCCGAGUUCUCGAUCGCACACAAAUAGCUGGGAUGGUCCAACAACUCGAGAGAUGGUACAAGGAUGUCAACAUCAUGGAGCACCUCCUGGAGUCUAGGGCCUCUGAAAUCCUCACCCUUUAAACUCCAUUGAUUUCCUUUUUUCUAUUGGAUUUAAACAACUACAUCUUUUUUUUCACUGAAAUAAAUAUACGAUUGUCACACGUUGAUACACUGCAAUUGAGAAAAAAUUGGUUGCAAUUAUCUUUGAAGUAAUAAAAAUUGUACAAAUAAUGAAA
Messenger RNA from Diachasma alloeum, 1402 nucleotides. RefSeq names its product 26S proteasome non-ATPase regulatory subunit 13 (gene Rpn9). Lineage: Eukaryota; Metazoa; Arthropoda; Insecta; Hymenoptera; Braconidae. Gene Ontology annotation, molecular function: structural molecule activity. The record is from RefSeq and is a predicted model, not a curated record. Gene Ontology annotation, biological process: ubiquitin-dependent protein catabolic process. Bases 90 to 1247 code for a protein of 385 amino acids. The transcript has 5 exons. Gene Ontology annotation, cellular component: proteasome regulatory particle, lid subcomplex; cytosol; nucleus.